AUGCUCACAACCAAUGUGGAUAUUAGCGAUCGACUAAUUAAUGGGCAGUUAGGUAUAGUAAUAAAAGUUUCUGUUGACAAUGUUAGUAAUAAACCCUCCACAAUUUUUGUUAAAUUUGAUGACAGUAAUGCUGGAGUAUCUGCUAUACGAAAUUCGUCCAGUAGUUUUGCAAGAGAAAACAGUCUUGUUCCCAUCAAACCUGUAUUGGCGAGAAUUAAAGUCAGACCAGGAAAACCAUCAUCUCCUGAAAUGCAAAGAUUACAAUUUCCUGUAACUCUCGCAUGGGCGUGCUCUGUUCAUAAAGUACAAGGAUUAACUCUAGAUAACAUUGUCGUCAGUUUUGAUUUAAAGAAGCAAAGGUAUUUUAUUUUAACUAUGGUCAGGUAUACGUAG
Molecule: messenger RNA, 393 nt
Organism: Paramuricea clavata
Lineage: Eukaryota; Metazoa; Cnidaria; Anthozoa; Malacalcyonacea; Plexauridae
Source: the annotation of a GenBank genome assembly